CGGCGGCGGCGGGGAAGAUGGCGGCGUCCUCCCUGGAGCAGAAGCUAUCCCGCCUGGAGGCGAAGCUGAAGCAGGAGAACCGCGAGGCCCGGCGGAGGAUCGACCUCAACCUGGAGAUCAGCCCGCAGCGGCCCAGGCCGAUUAUUGUGAUCACUCUAAGCCCUGCUCCUGCCCCGUCCCAACGAGCAGCUCUGCAACUCCCGCUGGCCAAUGAUGGGGGUAGCCGAUCGCCUUCCUCUGAGAGCUCUCCUCAGCAGCCCACCCCACCAGCUCGGCCCAGGCACAUGUUGGGGCUCGCGGCACCACUGUUCGUGCCGCGCAGCAUGGAGAGCAUAGAAAUUGACCAGAAGCUGCAGGAGAUCAUGAAGCAGACAGGAUACCUGACCAUCGGAGGCCAGAGGUACCAGGCAGAGAUCAAUGACCUGGAGAACCUGGGUGAGAUGGGCAGUGGCACAUGUGGCCAGGUCUGGAAGAUGCGCUUCAAGAAGACAGGCCACAUCCUUGCUGUCAAGCAAAUGCGCCGCUCUGGAAACAAGGAAGAGAACAAACGAAUUCUUAUGGAUCUGGAUGUGGUGCUCAAGAGCCAUGACUGUCCCUACAUUGUUCAGUGCUUUGGGACCUUCAUUACCAAUACAGAUGUCUUCAUUGCCAUGGAGCUUAUGGGCACCUGUGCCGAAAAGCUAAAGAAGAGGAUUCAAGGGCCUAUCCCAGAGCGGAUCUUAGGCAAGAUGACUGUGGCUAUUGUUAAGGCGCUCUACUACCUGAAGGAGAAGCAUGGUGUGAUCCACAGAGAUGUGAAGCCUUCCAACAUCCUGCUGGAUGAGCGGGGACAGAUCAAGCUCUGUGACUUUGGCAUCAGUGGGCGUCUGGUAGACUCCAAGGCCAAGACAAGAAGCGCGGGCUGUGCGGCUUACAUGGCGCCUGAGCGGAUAGACCCUCCAGAUCCUACCAAGCCUGAUUAUGACAUCCGAGCAGAUGUGUGGAGCCUGGGAAUCUCACUGGUGGAGCUGGCGACUGGGCAGUUCCCCUACAAGAAUUGCAAGACUGACUUUGAGGUCCUCACCAAGGUCCUGCAGGAAGAGCCACCCCUUCUGCCCAGCAAUAUGGGCUUCUCGGUGGACUUUCAGUCCUUUGUUAAAGACUGCCUUACUAAAGAUCACAGGAAGAGACCAAAGUACAAUAAGCUACUUGAACACAGCUUCAUCAAACGAUACGAGAUGUUGGAAGUGGAUGUGGCAUCCUGGUUCAAGGAUGUCAUGGCGAAGACAGAGUCCCCCCGGACUAGCGGCAUCUUGAGCCAGCAUCACCUUCCCUUCUUCAGCUGCAGCAGGGGCGAUGCCACCCUGGCCCCAAGACGUACCAGUCUUCCACUCGCCUCCCCCCAUGCUGGCGGGCCAGAUGUCACAUGGAGCUGGGGAGGGAGUACGGAAACAUGGACAGCCACAGAGAGCUGAAGACAAAGUGGGGGCACUCCAGACCCGCCUGCCCUCACCCCCUGCCUUUCGGCUGAGGACAAACUGGCACCAGUUGGGCCUCCAGCUCCUUUCCUGGGGGAGAGCUGUACGCCCCCCUCCCCCUGACACUGUGAACAGAAGAUGGAAGACAGGUCCACCAUUAGACUCUAUUUAUUCAGUUGUAACCUCUGGGCUUGGGUGGGCUCCUGGAGGCCCAGGAGAGAGCUGCCUGAAUCCUUAUUCUCUUUGCCCUCUCUCCUGCCCACUCUUCUGGCUUGAGGAUUCAGUUUGCAAGCCACAAGGGCUGGGGUAGGGUGGCCUGGGAGGGAUUGCUUGCUGCUCUGUGGGUGUCACUCCCAAGGUUUUUGUCCCUGGGAAUGUGGGGGGGGGCAGGGAGGAGCACGUCUGGCCAGCUGGGGGUGGUCAGGUGGCCUGCAGUGGGUCAGUUUUUCUCUUGUUGAUCUCAGGGGGUCCUUUAUGGAGUUUAUUUUAUUUUAUUUGGGGGGAUAUGGUGGGGGUGGGGUGGGUUGAUUCUUACAUGGGGGUGUCGGUACCUUCAGAAACUUUAACCAAAGUCGUGUUUGGCUGCUUGUGGCAGUGGUUCAGCAGUGGCAGGUGGUGGGGACUCGUUUAAAUCUGUACUGUCAGCAGAAAGGGUAGAUAUGGGCAGAGAUUGUGGGUUCUGAUACCAGGGGUGUGGCAUCUCCUGAGGUGCACUGUGACCUUCAGUAGCCCGGUGGAGCAUGCCCCUUGCUUCCUCCCUCUCAUGCAUGCUCAUGAGGAACUUACCAGGGCCUGGCCCCCUCCCCAAUCAUCUAGCCCUGAGCCGGACCCUAAGGGUUGUUUUGUCCCAAACACGGAGGGAUCUGGUUCCCAGCUCUGGGGUGAGUUGAAGAUCUUAGAUGCCUGCUCUGGGAGUUCUAAACUCACCUUCUUCCUGGGGCCAGGGUUUGCAGAAGCUGUAGCCACCAGGGUCCAGGCAGCCAUAGGGGUUUGGCAUCCGCCAGUCAGAAGGCAGCAGACAUUGGUGUAGCAGAGACAUAGAAGGAAGGUGAACAGGGCUAGCAGGCAGGCCAGAAGGGGCUUGAAGGGAGGGAAGGAGACGGAGUGAAGGACAGCGCAGGUUGGGGCAGAGGGCUGAGGGUGCAGAAGAACUGGGAAAGCCACGGGGCCACCCGGGGGCGUAAGACGAAGCAAGACAGAGGUUGGUAAGAGAUGGUUUGAGGAUGUGAGAUGGGGACAGAGGUAGGGAGCGGAAGAGAAAUCUUAGAGUGGAUCAGGGCAUUUAGGAAGGGUGGGCAAGCCUAGUGGGAGAGGGUGAAGAGGAAGUGUGGAGGGCAGGAGAAGAGAGUGGUUACAGGUCCCUGGCCCCAGCAAGCCACCCAGGGCUUCCUUCAACUCAUCCCUUGAGCUGGCCCUCCAUUCUCCAGCUUCAUGGGUAAACUGAGGUCUAGUGCCUGUGCCUUCUGCCUCCUCACAGGACAGACCUUUGGGGCCCCUCCGUUCCCAAGGCUAGCAUGAGGGGGGCUGGCUGUCUUCCCACUCCUCACCAGGAAAGGAGACAGGGCAGGACCCUGGAGAGCAUCUAGGCUGAGUUUUUCAGGCCCCUCAGACAAAGAAGACAGGAGAUUAAUUGGUCCCCAUGGCUGCCUGGCCCACCUUGGCACUUGCCUUGGCAGGUCCCCAGAGAAAAGGCAAAUGCAGUUUUAUUGCAUUGUUUCUUAAUUAUUAUUAUUAUUGUUAUUAUUAUUAUUAUUAUUAUUAUUAUUUACAAUUGAUGCGUGAAUAGAGGUGGUUCUUGGCCACCCCCUGCAGCCCCACCUUGGCCUCUCCAGAGCCUUCAGGUGGUGGGCAGGCAGGUGGGCUGGGAAGGAGGGUGGAGGAAGAGGUAUUUCUUUUUUUCUUGGUGAUGCAUGCAGAUCAAAUGGCAAACACCACACACACACACACACACACACAGACACACACACACACACACACACCCCCUCUCCCACACACACACACCCCGCCCCCCCCCCCCCCCCCCCAAACACAGGAACCAAGGCCAAAGGUAAGGACAGCGCAGCUCGAUGGACUUCACUGGCUCAAUAUAGGCUUUAGCAUCUGUC
Vombatus ursinus (common wombat) is the source of this 3562-nucleotide messenger RNA. It is a transcript of the gene MAP2K7, whose product is annotated as mitogen-activated protein kinase kinase 7. The coding region runs from base 18 to 1454 and encodes 478 amino acids. NCBI's taxonomy places the organism in Eukaryota, Metazoa, Chordata, Mammalia, Diprotodontia, Vombatidae. Gene Ontology annotation, molecular function: ATP binding; protein kinase activity. Gene Ontology annotation, biological process: protein phosphorylation. The record is from RefSeq and is a predicted model, not a curated record. The transcript is spliced from 13 exons.